Suillus discolor is the source of this 2079-nucleotide messenger RNA. RefSeq lists its product as uncharacterized. Lineage: Eukaryota; Fungi; Basidiomycota; Agaricomycetes; Boletales; Suillaceae. The record is from RefSeq and is a predicted model, not a curated record. Bases 1 to 2079 code for a protein of 692 amino acids. The transcript is spliced from 10 exons.
AUGGAGAGUUCAGAAGAAGAAGACGGUGGCGCCCCGAGUUCAAAGCAUGCCGAUGACCUUCUGACCGGCGUGCCAUUUGUCAAGGGUAACAGCGCAAUGACAACAAUAGUUGACAAGUCCGCAUUUACUUUCGACAUCCUAAAUGACUUCUUGCUGGACAACCUGGAGUGCGGGACCUCGGCAAUGAAUUACUACAGUAAAUUGAGAAGGAUGACAAUGGCCGUCUUUCCACAUUUAGUGCCGGUAUUCCACAUACACAUUCCUCAACACUCCAUCUACCUUCCAAGAGUUCCAAUCUACUCUUUACACCGGUACCGGGAGCUCAUGAGGGUGGCAAGACAAUGGAGAAAACUCAAGCUUCUCAAAAGAAAUGGAUUCGGCCAUGAGGAAAAGGAUGUCAGACCCAGCGAUCUAGCUCUCUUUUGUCCGGCAUGUCCCCAGCCAGGAAUUAAUGUCACUUUGCCUGUCGGAGAACACACAGAAGAUUCUAAUGUGAACAAAGGAUCAGAUUUACAGACUCCUAGUUGGCUAUACACGAGGUUGCUUGUCAUGGAUGGAAACUUCAAAGCCGAGCAUCUCCAUCCGGUACAUCCCGGCGAUGAAGUCUCUCUUAUGGACGGCCAUGGGUUUAUGGUAGGAGACACCUUGUACAAGGAGCAUUUAGCCAUUGCACAGGACACCAUUCAACAAUCUGAAUGCAACAACCACUGUGCGGUGAAUCAGGCAAAUGCAUCGCGUCAUAGAUUGGAAGCAACAGGCAUCGGUGGUUGCGCCUGUGCACGGCAUGGCUGUUUUGUGCCUCACGCCAUGGUCGAUUUUCAGAAAGGAGAAAGACAGAUAAACAUGGAUUAUGCAUUAUGCAAGGCGUUAAAAAUAAACACCGAUGGAAUCCGCCAUGCCCUGACUUUUUAUGAUGUUAACUGUCAGUACCACAAGCGUUUGAAGGACCGCAUUGCCGAGAGUCCAAUCUUAGAGAUACCUAAGGAACUGGAUAUUAUCCCUGGGAUUGGACUGUGGCAUGUGCAUGGGCAUCAAGACAGUUGCUAUGUCAGAUAUGCAUCAAAUUUCAUUGAGGGUGCUGCUCGGAUUGAUGGUGAAAUCAUGGAGACUCUAUGGGUGCCGUUAAAUAUAAUUUUGCCAGCCACUCGCGGCAUGGGAACUCCGCACCAGAAGGAAUGCUUGGACUAUCAAAUGAAUGAUUGCAACUUCAUGAAAAUGAUCAGAAUGAGCAAGUCCCUUUGCAAGAACUACAAUCAGGCGGUCAGGGGGGCCACCGACAGCCGACUGGUGUUUGAAAAGCUUGCUAAAACCGCCGAUCCUGGGAAAGUUCAAGAAUGGGAAGUCCAAGAAAGGUUGGCGCACCAAUGCCGUCGCCGUGAUCCAACAGCCAUGGAUAUUUAUGAAGUACAAUUACAGAAAGAGGGUUUGACAAUUGAGGAGGCCCAGGUCACACUACAAUUGGAUAUCAAGAAAGUCGGUGAUCUCCUCAUCCUUGAAGAAGAAUCGGAUGCUGAAAUAGAAGAUCAGCAAAAGGUCUUUAAGCCAGAGAAGGCAGUCAUUCCCCUGCCAUCCAAUUUGGGGCAGGAUACAUGUACUGCUAUCGGUGUCAAUGAUUUAGCGAAACAAGAACUUAUCCUCUGGCAAGGCCAGGCCAAUGAUGCCUUGCACAACAUCAGAGUUCAUUUGGCGGACAAAGCGGUCAUUUUUCGGAAGAUGGCCCUAGCCAAGGAGCAUCUCAAGGAGAUUCUGAGAGAAAUGAUUGGUUGGAUGAAUGUGAGCAAUUCCCAUCAGCACCAUGUCGGUCAUCCUGAUCUCGCCGAUGUGCCAGUUUACUGGGUACAUUGGCUCCAGGCAAAGGCUCUGAAAGAUCGUUGGGAGGAGGAGAUUUUGCUUGUUCAGCAUGAAAUGGAUUGGACUUGCAAUUUUUUUCGUCACAAGGCGGAGGAAUGGAAACAUCUCAGUGUCGUUGCGAAGAAAGCCAAAAAAGAAGCUCACAUGGCUUACAUGGGCAGGCAGGGGAAAAUCUAUGAAUGUCUCUUGGAAGAGGCUAAACGGGCAUUUCACCGGACAAAAGCUUAG